Messenger RNA from Diuraphis noxia (Russian wheat aphid), 724 nucleotides. RefSeq lists its product as uncharacterized. The record is from RefSeq and is a predicted model, not a curated record. NCBI's taxonomy places the organism in Eukaryota, Metazoa, Arthropoda, Insecta, Hemiptera, Aphididae.
CCGACGCUGCAAACGGCGUCAUUUGCCAAGGGAUCAGCGGCGUCGUCGCGUCCCGCUGUAUACUUUUUGUUUUCGAUUUGCGGAUGGUCACUUUUACUGAGAUACGAUGGCAGUUUGUUUUGUUUGUGAUGCAAAAUUGUAYGGGGAACGUACACGCGUAUCUUCAAGCAUUACACCACACAGUAAUGUUCCAUACGCAGACAAGAUUUGUGAACUYAUGGGAGAGGAAUUUGUUAUAAUUGUUACACCGGCUGAUCUUAUGUGCAAGAGAUGCACAUCACUUCUAAUUCAUAUUGACAAGUUAGAAAAUGAUUUGAAACUUGUUAAAAAUGCAAUGUUAUCUUAUGUGCAAAAAAAAUAUGGAUUAUUGCCUGCUGGUCAGCCUGUUAAGUCAAUUGAAGUUGUCAAUGGGAACUUAAGAACUGAUGACUUAGMGAUAGGUCAGAGAAGAGUUCCUAGUGGUUUGACAGUUAGAGGAGAACCUUCCACUAGUGCUAGUGGAAGUAAUGCUUCAUCUGCUUCAUCGCCGCGAACAAGACAAGACUCUUCAAAAAUAAAAAUAUACAAAUGUGGUUUUUGUUCAUUCCAAUCUAAAGACCUUGGUCAUGUUCGUUUCCAUAUGCGUUCUCAUAUGAAAAGAAAAGAAAAUGAAAGAUCAAACCAAACUGUGACAAAAACAGUAACUCAGCUGAUGGUUCUUACAGAUCAACCAUCAACUAGUUAA